UCAUUCUCCAACCGGAAAAGCCAACUCAUCAUGAUGUUUCCACUCCAUUUUCAUUACGAAGAUGUAUCACGUCAGGAUCCGUUGCUCAAACCGAAUCACGCCAACGUUAUGGAAGUUCCUGGAUCGUGUGAAAUCAGAUUAGUACCAAAAGCAGCCUCUGAUUUCAGAAUCAAAUAUGGAAAAUUGGCUAUGGAGAUUCCGCGCGGUCAGAGAUUCAUACAGACACAAAGGGGCCCUUAUUUCCAAGCAGGAAAGUCGUUUCGAUCCAAUCCAUUCUUGGGGUCCGAAAAAGACACAGGAUAUGUCAGUGACUUUGCACGACAAAGCGCUCUCCGAGGGCAUGGAAUGUCUCAUUUUUUGGUCAGAAUCUCGACAGUAAUGUCUAUGUUAGAUUCUCCGGUCGAAAUACGGGAAAACCCCAUUCAAUUCUCGAUGGAAACGGAGUUUUGCGAAUUCUCCCCGGAACUGGAAGAUCAUUUCGAGAUCUUCGAGCAUAUUCGAGGGUUCAAUGUGACUAUUGUCACUUCGGCCAACACAAAAGAUGAGACUUUACCACCGUGGAGCGGUUUUUUGCUAAAAGAUGAGGGGGAAACAAAGUAAGAUGUCGGAAAAGCGAAAUAUACGAGAUCACAA
This is a messenger RNA of Dioscorea cayenensis subsp. rotundata (Guinea yam), 633 nucleotides long. Its product is annotated as 60S ribosomal protein L5, mitochondrial. The transcript has a single exon. Gene Ontology annotation, molecular function: structural constituent of ribosome; RNA binding. Gene Ontology annotation, cellular component: ribosome; cytosolic large ribosomal subunit. Gene Ontology annotation, biological process: translation. NCBI's taxonomy places the organism in Eukaryota, Viridiplantae, Streptophyta, Magnoliopsida, Dioscoreales, Dioscoreaceae. The record is from RefSeq and is a predicted model, not a curated record. The coding region runs from base 31 to 600 and encodes 189 amino acids.